AUGGCCGAGCUCAUGAGCCUAGCAGGAGCCGCAGCUGCCAAGCAAUGCGUCCAGCUCCAGGUCCCUGUCCCGGUGAUCGCCAACAACUCUCACUACGAGAUGCCGCGCGUUGACAGUGGCAUCGAUGCUAUCGGCUGGGAGCUCAACGUCACCACGUGGUCCGCGCCCAGCUUCCUGGAGCGCAACACCGGGCCAGUGUCAGUGGACCGGACCUUCAACAUCAGCGCACAGCUCUGUGUGCCCUCGGCGUCGGGCGGGUCCAAGGCGGGUUUCCUACAAAUAGCGACUCAGGGUCUAGCGUGGGAUAAGAGAUACUGGGACAUCGAGGUCAACCCUCAAGAGUACUCCUACCUUGACGCUGUAAUCAGCCAAGGCUAUUCCCUCCUGACCUACGACCGCCUUGGCACAGGCCAGUCUGAGAUCCCAGACGACGCCUACGACAUCGUGCAGAUCCCGACAGAAGUCGAGAUACUAGCUGGGCUGACCAAGCUCGCGCGCAGUGGCAAGCUGCUUGGGUCAUCUACCAUCGUCGCCGCCACCAACACCACCGCCAACAUUUUCACCGCGGCAGACCCACCAUCCAAGAUCAUCCACGUCGGCCACUCCCUAGGUUCCUACAUAACCAGCGGCCUCCUUGCCCACCACGGUGACCUCUCUGAUGGCGCCGUGAUGACUGGGUACUAUCUCAACUCCCAUCUGGGCCUCGUCAACGUGUCCUUCUUUGACCACGGCUUCGCGGCUGAGAGCGCCCCAGCAAAGUUCGCGCACUAUCCUUCAGGAUACCUCUUGUCCACCGGGCCGGAGAAUAUGCAAAAGACUUUCUUGAGGGCGGGCGCGUUCGCGCCGGAGAUGCUGGAUUAUUUGGACGAAGUUAAGCAGCCUGAGGCAGUGGGGACGUAUGCUUCUGAGAGUGUUGUUUUUGGGCCUGCUACGGAUUUCAAAGGGCCGCUUCAGUUCAUCACCGGCGAGUACGACUUCCCGACCUGCGGCGGCGAUUGCAAUGGCAUCGGAACCCCAGAGCUUGUCGAGACGCUCUUCCCGGGUGCGGUGAAUCCGUCCAUUUACCUUCAGCCGAAUACUGGGCACGCGCUCACGCUGCACUACAAUGCGUCUGCCGGCUUCCAAGUCAUGUUUGAAUACUUGAGUGCGAAUGGGCUAUAG
This is a messenger RNA of Diaporthe batatas, 1161 nucleotides long. RefSeq lists its product as uncharacterized. NCBI's taxonomy places the organism in Eukaryota, Fungi, Ascomycota, Sordariomycetes, Diaporthales, Diaporthaceae. Bases 1 to 1161 code for a protein of 386 amino acids. The record is from RefSeq and is a predicted model, not a curated record. The transcript is spliced from 4 exons.